UGUCAAUUUCAGCGGGAAAUGCUAUCAAAAUUAUUAAUGUGACAAAUUUACUACAAAGCUACGUAGUUCAUGAUGGGUGAUGAGAGUUAUCACGAUUUAAUUAACAAUGUGCCGAAAGAUUUCUUCAAAAAUGUUAUUUAUUAUAUUGUUGGAGACAUUUCCGACAAUAUAAUGAAGCUGCUGAAUGCGGGAGGUGCGAAGAGGGACACGUAUCUGAGCGAGAUGGUCAGUCACGUGAUAGCCGACACUACAGACCAUGAUGAAUAUUCUGAAGCUAAAGAACUUUUUGAAUUGCCUGUGGUUCGAAGUGAGUGGGUGACCUUGUCAGUCCAGUGUAAACAGUUAUUGCCAAAGGAACGUUUUGCAUUGGAAGGAUUGCUGUUUUCUGGAAUUGUUGUAUGUGCAAGCCAGCUGGACGAAAGCGAUGCUAAAGCUGUUUGGGGCAUGGUGGUGUAUCAUGGUGGACAUUGUCAACAUAAGCUGGAUAAAAAAGUCACUCAUUUGAUUACACCAUUCACAACUUCGCGAAAGUAUGAAGAGGCCAAAAAUCACGAGAGCAUAAAAAUAGUCUGUCCAGACUGGGUCAUGGAAAGUGUUUCCAAGAACACGCUUCAAGACGAGCUCGUGUAUCACCCGCAUCUGGUCAUGUAUAAACCUGACACGCCUCCAGCCCCGCCCACCCCAGAACCAGAACCAGAGCCAGACAUACCCCAGCAGUUGCAGAGGUCGCUAGCGAUUAGCCCAGGCCCUGGCCAACAGAUGGCGCAGCAGAUCGUCACGGGCCUGAGGCGCAAGUCGUCGUCGGAAGAUUCUCCGCGGAACGGCAGCCGGCCUGGCACACCCAGCUCGAGUGCGAAGGAAGCUCUGGCUCGUAUGGUCAGCAGUCGGCUGCAGGCGAGUGGGAAGGUCGUUGACAGUCCGGACCCUCGACUGACGCCUCCGGCCAUGGUUUUCCCCCACGGGUCACCAAGAACGGCCACGCCCCACGCUCACCCACAGGAACUGCUGCAGCCCGUGAACAGAACGCUGAAGAACAUCACAAACAAUGUGGAGCCACCUCGACCAGCUGUGGCCAGGAUUCAACAGAAGCUGGGAAUGCCACCUGUUCGUCAUGGUCAUCCGUUGCCUGGUUACCCACACCAGCCACUCCAGGGUCUUCCAGUUCACACUCCACAGAGUAUUCCACAGUACUGGGGCCACGACCCUUCUGACAGUGUUCCACCUGACAUGUGUCUUCUUGGCUGUGUGUUCUUUGUGACCGAUUACCAGAAGAUUCUCGGGCAAGAAGAAAUAGACACCUGGAAACAGGUUAUCGAGCAGCAUGGUGGACAGGUGGAUGUAUCGUAUUCCAGCCGGGUCACUCACAUCCUGUGUGCCAACCAGCAGAGUGAUGUCUUUGUUGUCGCUCUGAAGGAUCAGCGGCGUCUGGUGACGGCGUUCUGGCUCAACGAUGUUCUGCUGGAGAAAAGGAUGAUUCCUCCCUGGCAGGCACUGCACCUUCCACUUGUGUUUUGGGACCAAAAACCGUGCAGCAACCAGGUGAUGUCUAUAACAAAUUUUGAUGGUGAAGAAAGGAAGAGAAUUAAGCAGAUGAUUAACUCUAUUGGUGCCAAGUAUACAGGAUAUAUGACCCACACCAACUCCGUCCUCGUAGCCAAGAAACCCGAAGGCUCCAAGUACACCAAAGCUAAGGAAUGGCGUAUCCCAGUGGUGAAUGUGUCAUGGCUGUCUGACCUUGUCGUAGGACACCUGGACGCGCUAAGAUUACCAAUCCACACACGCUAUUUACAGCACAGCCAGGGGAAAGAUUUCCUCCUCGAUUUGUCCCGAGUCCCACAUCUUAUGAUUGGCUGGAAAAGCCCUUUGAAAAUUUCAAAAGAAGCAUGGAAGCGUUUUAUACCUCGACCUAAGCCAGUCCCAGAACCUGACAAAGAGAAUGGAUCUCACAAACGUACACUUUCAGAAAAUGGCAAAGAAGAACCAAACAGCAAGCGAUCAAGACUGAACACUGAAGGUGACGAUGGAUCCAAGCCCAGAGUUUUGUUCACUGGUUUUCCAUAUUCAGUGAGCAAGAAACUCACAGCGAUUGUGGAAGAUCUGGGAGGACUAGUGGUUACCAACCCUAAAGAAUGUACACAUCUCGUGACCCAGGUCAUCGCUCGCACCAUGAAGUUCUUCGUUGCCAUCAACGUCUGCAAAUUCAUUGUCACAAAGACGUGGCUGGAAGAAAGUCUUCUGCAGCACAGGUUUUUAGAUGAAGAAAAAUAUUUCCUGAAUGAUGAAAAGGGUGAAACUGAACUUGGAUGCCGACUUUCUGAGUCUGUACGGAAGGCAAGAUCCAAUCCUCUGUUCAAGGGUCUGACGUUCCACAUCACUCCAGGAGUUAUCCCCCCUGUAGUGGAUAUCCGAAACAUCGUGGAAUCUGCAGGGGGACAAGUGGUCCAGCGCAGACCGUCUGCUAAAACAAUUGCUGCUCAAGUAGAUGAUAAGGGUCAUCCUACUUUCAUCAUCAUAACGUGUGUGAAAGACGUCUUUCUGUGCAGAGACUUAGUGGCUAAAAGAAUAGCUGUGUACAAUCCAGAGUUUGUGUUGACUGGAGUCAUAAGACAGGAAGUGGACUUUGAACUGUUCAGACUGGAUAUUCCUACGUCCUAGCACGUCGGGUUUCUCUUUCGAGUGAUCUGCUUUUAGGACACAGUGCUGUACAUAACUACUUUGUACAUACAUGUACUUAACACAGGAAUUUAGACAAACGUGUAGAGUCAGUGUGUUGUGCUAGAUUUUUAUGAAAAUUUCUGUGAUCUCAAAAAUUUAGGUUUCUGUUCCAACUGUAACAUGGGCCCCAACGAAAACAAGCUAAUAAAACCCUCAACAAAAGUAGAGGAUACUGAACGAGUGCCUGGAAAAAGACUGCUUAUAUUAGAAUAUUAUGAGUGUGUUUUCAAUCGUAUAUCGCAAUCAAAAGCAAGUGAUGUGCAGUGGAAAACACACGUAAUAUAAAUGGUCUCUUAUAGGAACGAGUAUAGUAUACUAUUUAUUACCAUGCCCUACAUUAUUUAUAUAUGAAUGGUGAUGCAAUUUCUUUUGCUAGACAGUCAUGGUAAGACGCAAAGCUAACACUAAGAAAGAAGAUAUUACUGUACCCAGGAAUGUUAUUACACUGAUCUCUCACCACAGUGGAAUAAUCUGUAAUAUUAUCCACAUGGUUCAAGAUAUUCAGGGAAAUAUAACCAGUAUGACCCAUAUGUGUCACAAUGAUUUCAUGUGCACAUCGAAUGACGUCAUUUCAGAAAAUGACAUCGUUUCGUCAACUCUAAAACGUUUUAAACAUUUUGACAUGGUCCUAGCUUGUUAUUCAUAAAAUAAUAUUUUGGAUAAUGUGGAUAAUAAAGAAAUUAUUACACUCGCGUGUGAAUCGUACUGAUUUUACGAAACUCUUGUCAGGAUUCAUGCAUUACCCUCGCUUUUGCUCACGUAAUACAAUAAUCCUGACACUGGUUUCAUAAAAUCAGUACGACGACACACAAGCUCGUAUAAUAAUCUCUAUAUAUUUCAAACUGAACAACUUCAGUUCGUUUUGUUAACAGAUUUUCAUUGUCUUUUUUGAAAGAUUAAAACAUCUGUUGAAAGUAUUAUAGUUCUGGUUGAAAUUUCCUAUUUUAUUUACAAACCAUUAUAUGCUUAUGCUUAUGAUCAGUCGAGUUGUUUUAAAUGCAUUUCAAACUUUCAUCCAGUUCGUAUGGCUUUUCCAUGACAUUAAAGUCUCAGACUGUUAAUAUAUUGAGUCAUGCCUAUAUUUGAUAUUUUUAAAAUUAAGUUUCAGCGAAACAUACUUGUAAAAUAACAAAAUACAGGGCUUUUUGGAUGGGCAGAAAAUUUCGCCAAACUAUAUAUUAAACUUCUAAAAUGCUAGAAACCCAUUUUUUGGGUGCAAAAAAGAUUAAUUAUUAUAUGAAAUUAUUUUGCCAAAUUCAAAUUUACUUCACCAGGUUUUUUUUCUCAAAUUCACAGUUGGUGAAUUUUGCAAGUUCCAGGCCCUGCUAAAUACCAUGAAGUUCAUUCAUAUUUGUCAAUUUAAAUACAAUGCAGUGCUUGUAGGUACAUCUAGGACUGUUUUCUACCUUUUAUAUUGUCUUAAAUCACCGAACAUUUCUCCAAACAGGUUAACUUUAGUGAAAACACUAAAUAUCAGAGGAAGUGUCGUCAAAGCUCAGGGAAUUUUAUUUCACACUUUUGUGAACUGUAUUAUCACCUUAAAGAAUGUGCAGCUAUUAAUAAGCAAGUAUCAGAAUAAUUGUUGUUAGUAAUGUUACAAAAUGUGCACAGCUCUUGUGACGGCUGUACCACUGAACUUGCUAUAAAUGGCAGCUUGUAUCACCAUUACCUGUCAAUAUAGGUCAACAAAGGAUUGAUCAUUAUUAUAAGGGGACAGGGGAAACAAUUUUCCAAUAUACCUGGACUACAGGUUUGUAAUUUACUUUAUUAUAAAUAUUUCUACAAGCCAUUCCUAGUGACCUACAUUUGUUUCCAGACACUUGGAUUUAGUUAAACCCUGGCCAAUAGACUGCACUAGCAUGUGUAUCCAAUUAUUUAUUUGGUUAAAGCUGUUUCCUAACCGGCUGCGUGCAACAUGAGUGAUUUUUUUAGAAACCAUUGAUUUCAAUUGCUGCAUCCUAAUGACGUGUACAGCGCGACAGAUUGAUGUAGUCGAGUGUGCGACACAAUGUUGUUGGGGUUUUUGUCGCGCGACAUGAGCGACAAACAUAUUAACUAAUCAAACAACUUUUACUUGGCGGUUUGAACUGUUGAUAAUAAUUUUAAAAAGAAAAAAAUGUUAUGGUCGCGUCUGGUCAGGAUAUAAAUAUUAUCACGUCGCUUGUAUCGCACACGUCCAGUUAGGAUACAGCUUAAUGUUUGUGUCACUCACCUGCUCCCCACCCCCUUCAUAUAUUGAUCCUAUAAGCCUUCAGGGCUAGUAAAAUGAGAGAAAAAGGGAUGGUCAAUCGACAGUUAAGGGAAACAAAAAAAAUAUUGGUUGCAAUUUGGUGGGGUUUUUUUUUUUUUUUUUUUUUUUAAACUCUGUUGCCAGUUCCAGUUUGUCUUAAACAAAAUGGAGAAAAAAAAUCUCACCAAACUACCAAUUUCAGAAUAUGCUUUUCAGUGAAUUUAUUGUGUAAUGUAUUCAUCAAAUUCAAGUUCGGUUUUAACAGUGACUGUUUUAAACGUUUUGAAUGUAUCAAUAACAAUAUGUGCAAUGGUGCUCCAUGUUCUGUAUACUUUUGUGUUCAUAUAGUUUGUUCAUUAACAUUUUUUUACAUUUCAUUGUUUCUAUGUCAUUUCUACAAGAGUGCUUCAUAAAAAAAAAAUUGUAUUUAUAUUUUAUACAAAUGUUGCUUCCUAUAUGUGGAGCGUUAGUUGUUGUUUGUUUUUAGUCUGUAUUACAAUUUGAUAUGAUUACUUUCAGUAUAUGUCUCUACCCGUUUGUGUGGAUCUUGUAAAGCCAUUAUUUCUGUUUAUACUGUAAUACUCAUGUUAUUCAUUUCACUGGAAGACAGGUUCACACCCAGUUGACCUAUGAGAGCAGAAACACGACUUAUGUUACUUAAAACAAGAUGAAUAUUUCUAACACCAUUUACGGGUUACGCAAAAGGAAAUGGGUUACCUAGAUUUAUUUCUGCGUAACCGAUAAAUGGGUCAAGCAAAUUUUCAAUUCUCAGAGGCCUGACGUACAUUAUAGAUGCUACUGGGGAUAAUUGGUCUGAUAGUGAUUGUUAGUUUGUUUGCUAGAAAUGCAUUUGGAUCAUUUAAAAGUAAGUAAAAAAAACCCCACAUAUUUUAGGGGGAUAUUGGUAAAAUGACAGUUAUGAUAAGUUAAAGAAUACACCAGCUUAUAUUUUUUUCACUUCAUAUAAAUUUGUGAACAUUGUUUUCGUUUUUAACAGCAGCCAUGAAAUAAUUAUAUAAACUGAUUUAUAAAUGGCAGGCAUACCCAGAUAGAUAUUUUGUUACGUUUUGUAAGGUUUUUUUUUAAUUCUUAAGAUGUUAAAUGUAAGGAUUUACUAAUGAAUCACUGGAAAAAAUGGAAAAUUAAAUACAUUGUCAGCCUUUUAAUAUCAAUAUAAUCAUGAAGCAAAAUUUAGUAUUAUUAUUACAGUAGAAUUUCAUUGGCGCAAGUAUGAGAAAACUUAAUAUACUAGGCAAGAACGAAGACCAACGUCUCGAAUUGUUUUAAAAUAAACUUGCUGUGGAUUGGAGGGUUAAAAUAUCGGCAUUUCUUCAUAUAAAUUGGUCAGUCUGAUUACGGAUUAAUGGUAGUCCUUUAAUAUUCUGCUUUAAUCCAUGAAAGUUCAAGUGUGAGCUAUACCUUCUUCAAGUUAUGCUCAAAACAUGUUUAGUAUCCAUUUACCGAUAUUGGGGGGAGAGACGUAGUCCAGUGGUAAAGCACUUGCUUGAUGCGCGGUUGGUUUGGGUCGAUCUCCGUCAUUGGGCCCCAUUAGGCCAUUUCUCGCUCCAGCCAGUGCACCACGACUGGUACAUCAAAGACCAUGGUAUGUGCUAACCUGUCUAUAGGAUGGUGCAUAUACAAGAUCCCUUGCUGUAAUCGAAAAAGAGUAGCCCAUGAA
This is a messenger RNA of Gigantopelta aegis, 6623 nucleotides long. Its product is annotated as PAX-interacting protein 1-like. Gene Ontology annotation, cellular component: MLL3/4 complex. The record is from RefSeq and is a predicted model, not a curated record. Lineage: Eukaryota; Metazoa; Mollusca; Gastropoda; Neomphalida; Peltospiridae. The transcript has 20 exons. Bases 70 to 2655 code for a protein of 861 amino acids.